This is a messenger RNA of Tachysurus vachellii, 3151 nucleotides long. Its product is annotated as solute carrier family 35 member E2A-like. The coding region runs from base 349 to 1524 and encodes 391 amino acids. The record is from RefSeq and is a predicted model, not a curated record. The transcript has 9 exons. NCBI's taxonomy places the organism in Eukaryota, Metazoa, Chordata, Actinopteri, Siluriformes, Bagridae. Gene Ontology annotation, molecular function: antiporter activity. Gene Ontology annotation, cellular component: Golgi apparatus.
UGUAGCAGAGGGAAGGCUUGCAGUGUAGAGGUUCAUUAUCCGUGUUAAAUAACAACAAACCAGCGAGAGGUGAUUUGAAUUAAGGAUUUUGUGGCACUUGUAAUUGUGCACCCGUUAUUUUAUUUACAUCUACACUUUUAUUUGUUGUUUAAGAGCUGAUUUUCCCCCCGGUCAAGAAAAGCGAUAUGUGGCAGAAUACAUCCGACUUCCACGGAUAGCCUCAUCAACAUGCACUUCUUCCUCCUUUGAUCACCAUUAUUGCCAUCAACAAUGGAGUAGAUCCGCCUCUUCACGACUUUCUCCUGCGUCCUGAAGAGCGGGUGUUUCCCGUAAAGCCCAGUGCUCGCUAUGUGCGCCAUGCCAAGUAACGGCAGAGCUGGGAUAUCCGUCUUCUCAAAGCUUCUUUUGCCGUUCAGGAGGUCACGUCAUGAGAGGGUGAUCCUGGCGCGCAGCGAGAGCGUACCCAGCGAGCACGUCUUGAAAGUGACCAUCACCGAGACGACGGUGAUCGAAGCCGACUCGGGCGUGUGGAAUUCCAAAUCGCUGGCGUACCUCAUCCUGUGGUACUUCUUCAGCUUCUGUACGUUGUUUCUCAACAAGUACAUCCUGUCCCUGCUGGAGGGAGAGCCAAGCGUACUGGGUGCUGUACAGAUGCUUUCCACCACAGUGAUUGGCUGCAUUAAGAUGUUUGUGCCUUGUUGCCUGUACCAGCACAAAUCCCGUGCUGAAUACCCACCCAACUUUCUCAUGAUCAUGCUCUUCGUGGGAAUAAUGAGAUUCACCACUGUGGUGUUGGGGCUGGUCAGCCUGAAAAGCGUAGCCGUGUCAUUUGCUGAGACGGUGAAAAGUUCGGCACCCAUCUUCACCGUCAUAAUGUCCAGACUGAUACUGGGGGAAUACACAGGUCUUUGGGUGAACUUGUCUCUGUUCCCAGUAAUGGCCGGUCUGGCUCUGUGUACAGCCACUGAAAUCAGUUUCAACAUGCUAGGCUUUUCUGCUGCUCUCUCCACUAACAUCAUGGACUGCUUACAGAAUGUAUUUUCUAAGAAGCUGCUAAGUGGGGACAAGUAUAAAUUCAGCCCCCCAGAACUGCAGUUCUACACAAGUGCCGCUGCAGUGAUCAUGCUCAUCCCCGCCUGGGCGUUUCUCAUGGAUAUCCAUUUGUUUGGGAAAAGUGGCCGUGAUUUAAACCUGACCCAGGACAUUGUGGUGCUGUUGCUGGUUGACGGAGUGCUGUUUCAUCUGCAGAGCGUCACGGCCUACGCCCUCAUGGGACGCAUAUCACCGGUCACUUUCAGUGUGGCAAGCACGGUGAAGCACGCUCUGUCCAUCUGGCUGAGCAUCAUCGUGUUCAGUAACCCCAUCACGCUGUUGUCCGCAUCAGGCACCUUAAUGGUGUUUGUGGGCGUCUUGCUGUACAACAAAGCCAAACAAGUGCAGAGGAAAACGCUGCAGGCUCUCGUCCAGUCAGAUUCAGACCACAGACCCUUACUUCAAGAGUCCAACCUGAAAGCAGCUGACUGAUGAUAACACUGACAGAUGGGACUUGAAUCUUACAAGGAUUUUUUUAUUUUUUUUAUAUUUAUUUUCAAAAGAUGGACAAAACCGGUAUUACUAAAGCAGCUUUGUCCUCGCCGCAUUCCCGUUUUUGACGUAUUUGAUACCUCACACGAGUGCUGGCAAGGUCAAGGUCUAACGAGGAGCAGAUGAUUUGUACAGAAUCGACCAGAAGCAAAAUAUACUUUGAUGAAUCGUUCAGAUCUCUUUUUAUAUCUAGAUCAAUUCACCGUCUUAAUUCCAUGCUAGUUCUAUUUUACAUAUCUAGAGCGUGUGUACAUUUACAAGUUGUCACCCCACCACCUUAUUUUUUUUUUCCCUCUUGCACAUAUACAAUCAUAUAGAUUCCUAGAGACGAUCUAAUCAACGAUAGGGAACGUUAUCAGGAUCGUGUUGGGAAGCUAGUGCCAGAUCAGAGGUUUCGUAGGCGGAGAAAAGACAAGUGGAGCCGCUGAACAGCCUUUCAGAAUUAUUACUGACCCAAAAAAUAGAUGUAUGUUUGGGGGCCAAAACAAUCCACGCUAUAACUGACCAAAUGAAUGCGCUGUGAUGGACGUCUCUGAUCAAUUCGUCCUCUCGUGAUGUAUACCUUUAUCAUUUGUUUUUUUUUAACACACUAAAAAGUAAAAGUGCAUCUAGUCUAAUUUUCACAUUUUCUCAUUUUUCUCAUAAUUGCUUCUUUUAGAAAUCAAUGCUUUACUAUUAUUAGCAAGGAAAAAAGUGCCUGUCCAUAAAACUAACUAAAACCUUAAAAUUAUGGACUUAUAUACCACCAUUAUUUGUGUAGUUUAUCUACGAGCAGACAUGACCACUUUGUUAUAACUGUGGAGAUUUUUUUUCUUUCAGUUUUUUUUUUUUUUUUACAAUGCCUACAACAUAUUACGUGACCUACUGAUACAUAUUAAUGUAUUAUUGCAUAUCUCUGCCAUUAUCAUUUUUGUUUUGAUUGUAGAGAUAUUUGUUCUUUAGUCAGUAAGACAGUUCUGUUUGUUUUACAGGGAUGAUGCAUUGCAUCCAGGAGUAUCAGUGCAGCUAAAUACGCUCUGUACUGUGAUUCGGUUUCUACUUCAGCUUACAUUUUAUCUAUCUAUUUUUCCCUCUCUAUGCUGGGCUAAAUGAUAAACAGCCCUGCAUUUCUGACAGAACCUGUGUUCUUUAGGCUACUGGGUUUAAAGCCUGUGUCCGUCAUCUAAUUUCCACGAGACUAAGAGCGUCAGAUUGUUGUCUUUUACUUGAUCUGCUUUUACUAGACUUGUACUUGUAGGAAGCUUUGUGUUCUAAACCUGUGUACUGACAUUUUAAUUUCUAUUAUAGAAUCAGUAGAUUUUAAACUUCAAUUCCUUUUUCCUUGUUGUAAGUGAACAUAUCAAGAUGACAGUCGUCAUAGCAAAAAAAAAGUUUGUUUCUAUAUUAAUGACUAAUAUGGGUCAGUUUUUAAUUCUGUACAUGAUGUUUUUGUAUAUUUUUUGUCUGUAUUCAUUGAGCUGGUGUGCGUGGGUGCAUGCAUGCGUGAAUGUGCAGUCUGUGCAUGUCACUUUAAUUUGGAAGAACGAUGUCCCUUUUAAAUUCGUAUUAAACAGAAUACAUCUUUUCA